This is a messenger RNA of Prunus armeniaca (apricot), 591 nucleotides long. NCBI's taxonomy places the organism in Eukaryota, Viridiplantae, Streptophyta, Magnoliopsida, Rosales, Rosaceae. The record is from the annotation of a GenBank genome assembly.
AUGCCUUCUUUGAGGUUGCCGGAUCUCAGAAUGACCUCAAUGUCCUUGGUCAAUCUCCGGUGUUCGACAAGCAAUACCGUAUACUUUGGUGCGUACUACCUUACCGACGGAAUUGAUCCUAGGUGGACGACAUUCGUGAAAAUAAUUCCGAAUACCCAAUCCGAGAAGGAAAAAAGCUUUGCUGCUUUUCAAGAAGGUUACAAGAAAGACGUGGAAAGGUGUUUCGAUAUCUUGCAAGCUCAUUGGGCAAUUAUUAGGGGUGCUGCUCGGAUGCUUGAUGAGGAGGUGCUGCGGAGCAUUAUGAUGACUUGCAUCAUCCUCCACAACAUGAUUGUGGAGGAUGAGUAUGAUUAUGAUGCUCCAGAGGUGUUUGAACCUGAUCCCAUGAACACGACGUUGACAAGAAUAUAUGAAAGGCCGAUGGGACCAAAUGGACAACCAAUGGAGCCCGAACCGUUAAUUCGGGAUGGUCGAUACAACAACCCCAUGAUUGAUCGUUAUCAAGAAAUGCAAUAUUCAUAUGUUCAUGAGAGACGUCAAGUUGACUUGAUAGAGCACUUGUGGGAGAUGAAAGGCAAUCACAGUGGAUGA